AUGGAAGGAUCCUCAUCACAUCUGGAUGUACACAAUGUUCAUUUGAAGAACAUGACCGAGGUCACCAUGUUUAUACUUUUGGGUUUCACAGAUGAUUGGGACUUGCAAGUGGUGUUAUUUCUAGUGUUCUUUGCAAUCUAUCUUUUUACUCUGAUAGGAAACCUGGGACUAGUGGUACUGGUCGCAGGGGAUGCCCGACUUCACAACCCAAUGUACUAUUUCCUGAGUGUUUUAUCAUCCCUGGAUGCCUGCUACUCCACUGUUGUCACUCCAAAAAUGCUGCUUAAUUUCCUGACAGAAAACAAAUCGAUUUCAUUCCAUGGAUGUGUGGCACAGAUGCUCCUCUUUGUUAGUUUCGGAAGCACAGAAUCAUUUCUCUUGGCGGCAAUGGCUUAUGACCGCUACGUGGCCAUCUACAAACCUCUGCUGUAUUCGGUAAGGAUGUCACCCGGAGUCUAUGUUCCACUGAUCACUGCUUCCUAUGUUGGUGGCAUUUUACAUGCCACAGUUCAUACCGUGGCCACGUUUAGCCUGUCCUUCUGUGGAUCCAAUGAAAUUAGGCACGUGUUCUGUGACAUCCCUCCUCUCCUCGCUAUCUCCUGUUCUGAUACCCACACAAACCAGCUUCUGCUUUCCUACUUUGUGGGUGCCAUUGAGGUGGUCACCAUCCUGAUCGUCCUCAUCUCCUAUGGCUUCAUCCUGUUGGCCAUUCUGAGGAUGCGUUCUGCUGAAGGGAGGAGGAAAGUGUUCUCCACCUGUGGCUCUCACCUAACCGGAGUGUCCAUUUACCACGGGACGAUCCUCUUCAUGUACGUGAGACCAAGUGCCACCUACGCCUUGGAGCACGACAUGGUGGUGUCCAUAUUUUACACCAUUGUGAUUCCCAUGCUCAAUCCCGUCAUCUACAGUUUGAGGAACAAAGAUGUCAAAGAGGCGAAAACAGUACUCAAGAAAAAUUUCAUUUUAAAAGUUACAUUUGAAGUAUGA
Fukomys damarensis (Damara mole-rat) is the source of this 987-nucleotide messenger RNA. RefSeq names its product olfactory receptor 1102. Bases 1 to 987 code for a protein of 328 amino acids. The record is from RefSeq and is a predicted model, not a curated record. NCBI's taxonomy places the organism in Eukaryota, Metazoa, Chordata, Mammalia, Rodentia, Bathyergidae. Gene Ontology annotation, biological process: G protein-coupled receptor signaling pathway; sensory perception of smell. Gene Ontology annotation, molecular function: G protein-coupled receptor activity; odorant binding; olfactory receptor activity. Gene Ontology annotation, cellular component: membrane. The transcript has 2 exons.